Molecule: messenger RNA, 4547 nt
Organism: Stegostoma tigrinum
Lineage: Eukaryota; Metazoa; Chordata; Chondrichthyes; Orectolobiformes; Stegostomatidae
Gene: mtfr1l
Product: mitochondrial fission regulator 1-like
Exons: 7
Coding region: 168-1067 (299 amino acids)
Biological process (GO): mitochondrial fission; aerobic respiration
Cellular component (GO): mitochondrion
Source: RefSeq, a predicted model, not a curated record
GCCAAUAGGCGAUGAGUUUAUUAAAAGGGCCAUGGUAACGAGCUCUUGACCCGCAUCACCGGGUCUUGAUUCUGUGAAGGAGGUGGCGUAAGUUUUAUCAUUCUCGAUGUGUCGGUGCAGUUAAUGCUGGAAGGGCCAGCUGCCCCCUCCCUUUCUCUGAAUAUACGAUGAUUCCAAUAUGGCAAAAUAAACCUUAUGGAUCCUCUCGCAGUGUCGUCCGAAUGAUUGGAUCAAAUCUCCCUUUGAAACCAUGUCCUCGAGUUUGUUUUCAGCUUGUUCCAGGGCUCACUGCAGCUGAAUCCCUAAAUUCUAUGCACAGAGAUAGACCGGCUGUGCCAACGUUGGCAGACAUUGCGUGGAUAGCUGCAGAUGAAGGAGAAUCUUUCACCAGGAUGAGAGCCGAUGCCAGACCUUACAGGGAAGAAUGGCACCCUACCCCACUCCUUAUAAUGCACAGAAAUUCAUCAGUCCCUAACUUUCGAAGGGAGGGGAGAAAACAUGAAAGCCUGAAGAAACCAGGUUUAGCUGCUCUGAACCAUACAGUUGCUCUGCAAGAUGAGCUUAGUCGUUUGCGAGAACAGAUUGCAAAAAUAGUCGCUGUGCCAGAGACAAAAACAGUGUCUGCCCCUAAUACACCAGAACUUUGCUCUCCUGACACGUCAAGUAUUGCCUGCUCUUUACCAGAUUUUGAAUCUGCGUACCCACCUUUAGCAUCCUUUACUCUAAAUGAUGAUAUCCCUGAGACUGAUGAACCUGAAUCUUUAAGUCUCGCAUCCUUUUCUAUUGCUGCUUCAUCAAACUUUGACUUUGACUUUGAAAGUAAGGGACAGGAUUUAACAAUGAACAAUGAUGCUGAUGAUGAGACCUCCUGCCUUUCAAAAUCCACCAGCUUUGCAGAUAUGAUGGAUAUUCUGAAAGAUAUGAAUAGGGUCAAAUUAAAUUCGCUACAGGGGUCCAGGAGAGGCUCUCAGCUUUUGAGAGAAAAUGAUCCAUCAGUGCUUAUAUCGGAAGCAUUGAAACGCAAGUUCACCGUUCAAGACAGUUCUGUUUUUCAGAAGGAAGACUGAUCACAUAAGAUCUUCAAACAUCAAGUAGUAAUCCCUCUGUAGAUUUAAAACCAGGAUGGGAAACUGAGUCACCUAGAAUGGACUGCUUUACUCUCAGCCAGUUCAGUACACUAUGGAUCCUGCUACUUGAAGCAAGAAUGAUGUAUUAACCAGGAAAGCACAUACUGUAUAUGCUCAAAAUUGCAGGUUGUGGAUACAAAACUAAAUGAGGCAAGCUUGUAUUUGUGCCUUGAGUAUAGAGAUUUAUUGUGGAUUAAAGCCUUCCUUAUCUCUGCUUGUAUGUUUUCCUUUUGUUGGAAGGAAUGAGUUUUUGUUUGUGUUGGUGUUAAAUACAGCGAUGAACUGGGGAUUUAAUUUGAUUAACAAAUAAUUUAGUGUUGAAUUUUUUUAAGCUGUUUGUUUGGAUUCUCUCCACUGAUGUGUCCUGAAAGAGGCUACGCAUUCAGUGGUGAAGGGUUCAGUUGUUCCUUCCUAAUUAGAAACGAUGGUGAAGUGUUUUUUCAUAAAAAAAACUGCAUGCAUUCAAAAGGGCAAAACAGAUUGUGAUCCUUUUUUACUACUUUGUCUCAAUUCCUCAAACUGUAAACACCUCCUUUACAGAAAAAUUGCAUAAAUUGUUUCUCAGUCGUGUGAUUGGAAUGCAGCCAUACCAAUUUAGGCUGAGUGCCAGAAAUGUUUGAUAUAGUUCCCUCUUUUAAUCAAGUAGUUGUAUUUUCUUUGUUAGUUGCUCCUUCCCACUCCCCAAUGCUAUUCACAGAAGAAACAUCAAGAUCCAGUCAGUUCAGAAAUUUUAACAAGCUCCUUAAUUAAAGGUUAAUCAUCACACUCGUAAGUUACACAAGGAACAGUCACUCGGCAAUUUGAGAACUUCAAUUACGGAGAGACCAUAUGUUAUUGUUGCUUUGUGAGCCAAUUCCAAGUUUAAUCUUUAUUGAAGGAGAUUUUAUGGACCUAAAAAAUUCCUGAGCUGCUUGCUGCUACUGUAUUUCUACUGUAGCUGGCCUGAAAACCUGAUUCAAUUUGUUUCCAGUUUUUGUGAUAUUUGUUUGUAAAUAGAUGCCUGUAUAAGAAUGAAGAGACAGUUGAAGAUCCAAGUGGCAAUGCAAUAGUUAGAAUUUUUGUUUAGUUUAUGCAAGGUCACAUGUUUUUGCAUUGUCAGUUAGCAGCUUGAUAAUUUGUUUUGAAAUAAAGGGUUGUUGGGUGGUCACUCAUUAUCGCAAUUGCAUAGUAUAUUUACAAAAUCAUUUAAAACAUCAGCUGCAGUUUAAAGUUGUACAUUGUUUGGGGGGUGUGGAGGUCAUUUAGUGCCUGUAUUUAUUCUUGAAUUAGAAAUCAAAAGCAGUGUUACAGAAGACUGGGCAAAGUGCCUUUUCAUUCUGGGUGCUCUUGUUGGAUUGUGACCCACAGCAGUCUAAAGAUAGAUAAGCUAUUCAUCUUAAAAUGUCAUUUUAAUUUUAAUAUCUUUCACUUGCAUAUACGCACAUAUCUGGAUUUGAGGUAUCAGCAUUUCUUUUGAAAUUGAUCCUGGAGCAUAUUACUGAGUCAUUGGAAUCACAAUGAAAGCUCUGACUUGAAAUUCCACAGCCACUCUCCUUUUAAAAAGCUAAUUGACAUUGUUAGUAUUAUUCUCUCAUAAGGAAAUGUUCAACAGUGAAGCUCUCUAACGCAUCUUUAAACUGUCUCCUGUUCCUGCUGUGGUCUAGCCUUCUGUUCUGUUUGACUGAGGGAAUUUUGCCUCUUAGUAGCACAAAGAGGCAAAUGGCAGGGCAAUCUUGCUCAGGCCUAGGGAAGAACACAUUUAAUUGUCUCUUUGCACUGUUAAGUGUUAAUGUUACAUUUCUAAAUUGGUAUGUUUAGAGUUAGGAUCCUACUUGGCCCAUUGUGCUUCUCAUUAAUCCAGACUUAACCAUGCUUUGUUAUUCAUGGCUUUGUAUUUGUCUUUAAUUGAUGCAUACAAUCACUUUGUUCUUUCCUCUUUUUGAAGAACAACUUCACUGACCAACUAUUCCAUCGGAUGAUUCUGUAAUUUGUUCAUUGAAAAAUGUUGAAAAUGUGCAUUGUGAAAUCCGUUGUUGCAGUACUAUGGGAGUGAACCUUGGAACUAUAGAAAUUGAUGUUUGUUCCAGGCAGCCACAGUGCUUGCCCUUUUGAAUUCUGAGACCCAAAUACAAAUAACAGAUGAAGGUUCUGAUUUUCCUGGUGGCUCCAAGUCCAAUGUGAAAUGAGUCCCAUCAGAUAGGUCUUUGUAAAAUAACUGGCAUAGUUUGGCAAGAAGUGGUCUGGAGUGGCAACAGGAUGAGCCUUGCAGAGUAUUUCAGCAUUGCUUGAAUACAGUUCACACUCCAACAAAAGUUGGAAAAGCGUCCCUUCGGCAUUGCCGUUGUUACCCUCCAUGCGCAAGAAAAAAGAAAUCUAUGUAAUUUGUUUUAUCCUAAUGCUUUAUUUAAAAAUAUUACACUGUUAGGUUUUUAUGCUGCAAAUUCUGCUUCAACACAACUUGUGCACUCACUUGUAUUCCUAUUCAGAUUUCACUGAAAUGGUACAACUUAACCCUCUUAGUGAAACUUGUAAUUCGAAGACCUCAAAUGGGUGAUCUGAGGAUUGUGAUGUCAUAAACUGGUUCUUUAUCAGUGUAGUCAUGGUAUUAUUGCACACACAAGCUAAACUCCUACCCACCUCCACCCUUUCGUCCAAACAAAUUCUCCCAUCUCAAUCUUUGCGUAAAAUUUAAAGUCUAUUUAAUUUUAUAAGAACAGUAUUCCAAAUUUCAGCAAAAUCCAAGGAAAGUACUGCAGAAACUCGAGAUCUUAAAUAAAUGCAGGAAGUGAAAGAGAAACUCAGCAGUCUGCCAAUAUCUGCGGAGUGAGAAACGAAGUUAAUUUCUCGAAUCCAAUAUGACUUGUGUGGGAAGAGUUCUGUGUAAGCUAUAAUUGGAUGCAAAACAUUAACUUUGUUCCUUGCUCCAUGGCUACCGCCAAACUUAAAGUGCUGGAGAAAUCCAUUCUGUUCUAAAUUUUGGAGCUUAUUUUUGCAUUCAUGUUUUAGCUAAGGACCAAGAUAUCUACCUAACAAUCCAUCACAGUAAAUACUUUUUGACUUGUCUUGAGAGUAAGUAGCCUUUUAUGAGGCUGAGUACAUCAAUCACUUGCCAUAGAAAUGUUGGUGCAACCUCGAACCUAUCCUGCAUGCCUCUCAUACUUUAGACCUCCCUUUGAAAAGGAUGAUCACUGGGAGAUAUCAAAUUCUGAAUAAUAAGCUUUUUAACUUUUUAAAAUGUUGUCCUGGAGACUAUUAUUCAGUGAAAUGAAAUUUUAAAGCAAUAACGUAUCAGAUUGUGCAUGCAUGAUUAGUUCAUUAUUUAUUACAUUGAUGUAAGAGAUCUAUUAACAAUUUUCAUCUUGCAUAUGAAAAGAUUUUUUAAAAGUUUAACUUGUGUUCAUUUCUGAUAAUCCUGGCAACACCAAUAAAAUAUGCAGAAUA